AUGCUCAUUGGAAAAUGUAUUAAUUUUAAUUUUUAGUGUGCGAUUGAUUACAAUUUUAUUACAUAUGUAUUUUGUAAUGGUUAUUGUAAUAUUUUAAUAAACAGCCCUAGAAGAAAUUAGCAUAUUCUCGCUCUUUAAAAACAAGUAAUCAUGAAGUCAGAAUUUAGGCCUAGGCCUAAUUUACAUAGGAUAAACUUAACUAAUGGCCUAGCCUGAACCAAACCAGAAGAUAGCUAAUCUACAUUUCUCAAAGGACCAUGGAGUUUCCAAAGGACUGGGACCUAGACAAGUACAAAUCCGAGUAUGAAAGUGAAGAACACUGGGAACUAAGAAAGAAGUUCAUGGAGACUCAUAAGAAUAAAUUUCCAGAAGAUAAAUUGGUAUGCUUAGCAAGGGUUUUCUUCAACAUCGAAUUUCUUGGUUGUAGAUAUCCUGACAAGACCAUGAAGUUAAUAGCAGAGCUUUCUGCGGGUGUAGCUGAUGAUUAUAGAGAAAAGAAAAAAGGAAAACUCAAGAGAACCUUUGUUCAGGCUUCAGAUGCAGCCGAAGCAAAAAUAAAAAGAACAGGUUCAACAUCUACAAGCACAACACAAGAGCCACCUCAUAAAUUACUCAAGACAAGUUUUCACCCCUCGACCAAUCAUUGGAAUUCAUGUUCCGUCCACGAGAGUGUCAUGAAACAUCAAGAUAAAGGGGAAUUCCCAGGGUUCGUUAUUUACGAGAGCGUCAAUUGUAAAUGUCCUAUCUCCCUUUUGAGUAUGUCAGUGCAUAAGAGCAAAAUGUGGAAGUCCAUAAAUUUUGACUUCCCUGAGUCGAAAAACUCUCCAACAAACCCUGAAAGGUUUUGUGAAGUGAGCAUCGACGGAAAAGUCUUAGCUUCUGGUGUAGGAAUUGGGAACAAAGAGGCAAAAAAGAAUGCUGCAAUAAAUGGGUUGAAAAAACUUCGGGAAACAUGCUAUACAAUUCAGGAAAAGGUGCCAUUUUCCUCUGGAGGUGAUCAUGUCAGCAAGGACACAGUGGUGAGUGAGAAUAAAACUCCUGAGACUCUUCCGAUGGACAACAUCGGAAGUAAGAUGAUGUUGAGGAUGGGAUGGACCGGCUCCGGCCUGGGGAAGAAUCAGCAGGGAAUAAAGACUCCUAUUCAAGCGACCAAUACAAUGCGCAGAGCUGGUUUUGGCCACAUGAACAAUACAGAGUUCCGUAAAAAAUUCAAGGUCGUGUUGAUGGACUACAUGGAGAGUGAUACAGGAAACGACCUUGUGUUCGCUCCGGAUUUCUCCAAGGAGGAGAGAAAAAUAUUACAUGAACUAACGGAAGCAGAAAAAGAAGUCGAAGAGGUAGAAGAGGGUGAAGUAGUUGACGAAGAGGAAGACAUAUUUGGAUUUAGCUCAAAUAGUGAAAUUAUCCUCCCUUGCUCUUCCGACGAUUGGGAAGACGAAGAGGAAGAUGACGGGGAGCAAGAGGAAAUGUUCAUAAAAGACUGUGAGGUCUGUGACAAACUGAAAUCAGUGACAGGAGAGGAGAAUGACGACGUCGUGAUGGACUCAAUGUGGGGAACAUGUUCUGACACAAGCGGUCUUGUGGAAAUCACAGAAUAUGUGACAAACAAAUCACCCAGCCAAGUCUGUGAUACGGGGCAGGGGUAUUCACCACAGAGUUCUUCAAAACCCCCAACUCAACCAAUUUUUCUUCCUUCCACGAAUAAAAAACGUAAGAAACGUAAAAAUAAAAGAUUUACGAAAUUCAUAUUCUUUUUACCUGAUGGCUCUAAAAAACAAAUUGACAACCCAAUUAUUAAUGAAAAUAAAGAAAUAUAUGACUAUGCAAGAGCUAAAGUAAUAGGAAAUUCUAACUGUAUCAACAUUUCAAAUAAAGACUUGAAAGAAAAUACAUUCCUCCGGGAAUUUUUUCCUGAAUAUUUAUCGAAAGUAGAUCUAGACAACAAUGCACCAUCUGCGUUUGGCAGCCAAAAUGACUCAAUCCCACAUUCUGAGAAUAUUUCCAACAAUGAUACUUCGUACAGUGAUACUUCCAACAGUGAUUCGGAAGCAAGUAUAAGUUCAAUGCAUCAGAUCCAUGAAAAGAAUGUUUCAAACAGUGGUACAGAAACAAACAUAAGUUCUAUGGAUCAGACCCAUGAGAAGUACGUUUCAAACAGUGGUAUAGAAACAAACAUAAAUUCAAUGCAUCAGACCCACGAGAAAAAGGUUUCCAACAUUAAUAGAGACACAAAUAUAAGUUCAACGGAUCAACAUAGCGAGUGUGAAAUCUCAGGACAGCUCUCUCUGCAAAGUGUAUCAUCAAACAAUCAAACCAGUUGUUCUGAAAAUAUUCAACGUGUAACUGGCCAGUUGACUCCUCUUUCUUUCCCUAAACAACGCUUCCCUUAUUACUCAAAUGUAAAUCCAUUCCUUCCUGUGAUCCAGCCAUUUCCUCUACCUUUCCAACACCAACCAACUCGACAAUUCCUUCCCUCAACGAGUCAAUCAGUUCCAACACGACAAUCAACACGACAAUUCCUUCCCUCAACGAAACAACCAGUUCCAACACCACAAUUCCUUCCCUCAACGAGUCAAUUAGUUCCAACACCACAAUUCCCUCCCUCAACAAGUCAAUCAGUUCCAACACCUCAAUUUCUUCCCUCAACAAGUCAACCAGUUCCAACACCACAAUUCCCUCCCUCAAGGAGUCAAGCAGUUCCAACACCUCAAUUCCUUCCCUCAAUGAGUCAAUCAGUUCCAACGCCUCAAUUCCUUCCCUCAAUGAGUCAAUCAGUUCCAGCACCUCAAUUUCUUCCCUCAACGAGUCAAUUAGUUCCAACACCACAAUUCCCUCCCUCAACAAGUCAAUCAGUUCCAACACCUCAAUUUCUUCCCUCAACGAGUCAAUCAGUUCCAACACCACAAUUCCCUCCCUCAAGGAGUCAAUCAGUUCCGAAACCACAAUUCCCUCCCUCAAGGAGUCAAUCAGUUCCGAAACCACAAUUCCUUCCUUCAACAAGUCAGUCAGUUCCAACACCACAAUUCCUUCCCUCAAUGAGUCAAUCAGUUCCAACACCACAAUUCCCUCCCUCAACGAGUCAAUCAGUUCCAACACCUCAAUUCCUUCCCUCAACGAGUCAAUCAGUUCCAAAUAAAAGUAUUCCCCAUACAGGAAAUUCGUUAAAAAGAUAUAGAAUGAAAAGAGUCAGAUUUUUUCUACCUGAUGGUUCUUUUAAACGAAUAAACGUAUCAGUUAUUUAUAAAAAUAGAGAAUUAUCAGACUUUAUAAAGGUCAAUAAGGACGAAAAUGGUGCUGUUCGUGUUACAAAUAAAGAUUUGAAAGUAAGAAAAUUCCUGCGGGACCUUUUUCCUGAGUAUUUGGCUAAAGUUGAUCUGACGGACGAUUUACCAUCUGUGUCUAGAAACAACGAUGUUUCAAUCACUGGUCUGCAUUCUGAGAAUGUUUCCAACAGUGAUAUGGAAAUAAACAUAAGUUCAAUGCAUCGGACCUAUGAGAAAAAGGUUUACAACAUUAAUAGAGACACAAAUAUAAGUUCAAUGGAUCAACAUAACGAGUGUGAAAUCUCAGGACAGCUCUCUCUGCAAAGUGUAUCAUCAAACAAUCAAACCAGUUGUUCUGAAAAUAUUCAACGUGUAACUGGCCAGUUGACUCCUCUCUCUUUCCCUAAACAAAGCUUCCCUUAUCACUCAAAUGUAAAUCCAUUCCUUCCUGUGACCAAGCCAUUUCCUCUACCUUUCCAACACCAACCAACACGACAAUUCCUUCCCUCAACGAGUCAAUCAGUUCCAAAUAAAAGUAUUCCCUAUACAGGAAAUUCUCUAAAAAGAUACAGAAUGAAAAGAGUCAGAUUUUUUCUACCUGAUGGUUCUUUUAAACGAAUAAAUGUAUCAGUUAUUUAUAAAAAUAGAGAAUUAUCAGACUUUAUCAAUGUCAAUAAGGACAAAAAUGGUGCUGUUCGUGUUACAAAUAAAGAUUUGAGAGUAAGUAAAUUCCUGCGGGACCUUUUUCCUGAAUAUUUGUCAAAAGUUGAUCUGACGGAUGAUUUACCAUCUGUGUCUAGCAACAACGAUGACUCAAUCACUGAUAUGCAUUCUGAAAAUGUUUCCAACAGUGAUAUGGAAACAAGUAUAAGUUCAAUGCAUCAGACCACUGAGAAGAAUGUUUCAAACAGUGAAUCAGAAACAAAUAUAAGUUCAAUGCAUCAGACCCACGAGAAGAAUGUUUCAAACUUACAUACAGAACCAAAUGUAAGUUCAAUGCAUCAGACCACUGAGAAGAAUGUUUUAAACAUACAUACAGAAACAAAUAUAAGUUCAGUGCAUCAAGCCAACAGUGAUACAGAAACGAAUAUCUCAGAAAGUCCAUCUUUGCAAAGUGGAACAUUGAAUAGUCAACCCAGUUUUGCUGAAAACAAUCCUGAAGAUUCUAGAAAAGAAUUACCUCUAACAAACAGUCAGAAACUGCUUUCGUCCACUAGAAGUGUACGUGCACCAAAAAUACGUCUGUAUUUAUCUGAUAACUCUACAUUUAAGAUUAAUACUAAUCAUUUAAAGCAUCACAACUAUUUUCUUCGUCUGCAAGACCGAGAAAGGAGUACAGAAAGUUGCCCUCCUCCUGAAUAUAGUGAUUCAUCUUCUGACGAGUCAGAAACCGAAUGGGUUCCAAAGACAAAAUUGUUUAUUUCAGAACCUGAAAGUUGUAGCAUAGAUGAGGUGCAUGUGUUGCGUAGACGUUGGGAGGAGUAUAUAGUUCAGUUUAGUUCAUCAAAAAGAAAUCCAUUUGCUAAAAAGUGGCAAACUUUCAUUGACUGUUCUUCACCCGAUGAAAGGAUUCCUCUUUGCCAAAAAUGGAAAAUUUUCAUGUCUUCUUUAAAUAUCAGAGAGUGUCUCAAGAUACCAAACUCCAUUUUGAAACCAGCUCACGAGCUUGUUGGACUUUCUCAUACUAGACAUAAAUACAUAGCACCCUUGAAAUCCUCUUUGGUAAAUCCUAGUUUAGUCACUGUUUAUUCCUCAGGUGGUGCGAAACUAAAGAUACCUAGGGGCUUGAUCGUGGACAACACGUCGUGGACUGGUAAUAAAGGAGAAAGUCCAACUUCAAACAUGCCUAACACAUCCAACAAAAAAUUCCGUGACAGAAACAUACGACUCUUUUUGGCGGAUGGCUCCGCAUUUAGAAUUAAGAAAUCGGUGUUUAAUUCGAAUAAGUGUUACAACCUUCACCAAAAAGUAUUGACUGAUAUUAAAACAGGUGUGAUAAAACAAGAUGAAAUGCCACCUCCAAUUUAUAGUGACUCAUCGACGGAUGAAGAGGACAGUGAUUGGAUCGAUAAGUCUGGAGUAAUAAUUACAGAGCCCGAUGAUUGUGAGAUUGAUCAAACUCACAUUUUGCGGAGGCGUUGGGAAAAGUACAUUUUGAUGGUGGGCUCUUCAAAAAGAAACCCUGUCGCCAAAUUGUGGCGAGAUUACUUAGAAAAAUCACCCAAAGAACGAAAACCUUUGUGUCAGAAAUGGAAGGAUUUCAUGGAUCAAAGAUUAUGUUUCAGCAGGUUUAAAGUUCCAGAUCCGGUUUUGCAAGAGGUAGGCCUACAUGAAACUUUGGCUACUAGUUCAGGAAGGGAAGCAAGUGAGCUGCAUAAACAUUUACAAGCUUCUGAAUCAUUUUCUCCCGAGAUGGACUUGGAAAAACAUAUAAACUCGAGUAGUCUGACUGUAGUUCAUGCUAUGAAUCCAUGUUCUUCACUCGGAGUGGUUAGGAGAGUCAGGACCAAGAAUAAGAAAGAGAAAAGUCCUGAUUAUGUCACUGCCUUUCUGACUAGUGGUCUCAAGGUAAAACUUCAUCAUUCCAUCAUUCGUAAAAACAGUGAUACAGAAACAAAUAUAAGUUCAAUGCAUCAGACCACUGAGAAGAAUGUUUCUAACAAUAAUACAGAAACAAGUAUAGGCCUAAGUUCAAUGCAUCAGACCACUGAGAAGAAUGUUUCAAACAGUGAUACAGAAACAAGUAUAAGUUCAAUGCAUCAGACCACUGAGAAGAAUGUUUCAAACUUACAUACAGAACCAAAUGUAAGUUCAAUGCAUCAGACCACUGAGAAGAAUGUUUUAAACAUACAUACAGAAACAAAUAUAAGUUCAAUGCAUCAGACCACUGAGAAAAAUAUUUCAAACAGUGAUACAGAAACAAGUAUAAGUUCAAUGCAUCAGACCAAUGAGUCGAAUGUUUCAAACAAUGAUACAGAAACAAGUAUAAGUUCAAUGCAUAAGACCACUGAGAAGAAUGUUUCAAACGUUGAUACAGAAACAAAUAUAAGUUCAACGCAUCAGACCCAUGAGAAGAAUGUUUCAAACUUUCAUACAGAACCAAAUGUAAGUUCAAUGCAUCAGACCCACAAGAAGAAUGUUUCAAACAUUGAUACAGAAACAAAUAUAAGUUCAGUACAUCAAGCCAACAGUGAUACAGAAACGAAUAUCUCAGAAAGUCCAUCUUUGCAAAGUGGAACAUUGAAUAGUCAACCCAGUUUUGCUGAAAACAAUCCUGAAGAUUCUAGAAAAGAAUUACCUCUAACAAACAGUCAGAAACUGCUUUCGUCCACUAGAAGAGUACGUGCACCAAAAAUACGUCUGUAUUUAUCUGAUAACUCUACAUUUAGGAUUAAUACUAAUCAUUUAAAGCUUAACAACUAUUUUCUUCGUCUGCAAGACCGAGAAAGGAGUACAGAAAGUUGCCCUCCUCCUGAAUAUAGUGAUUCAUCUUCUGACGAGUCAGAAACCGAAUGGGUUCCAAAGACAAAAUUGUUUAUUUCAGAACCUGAAAGUUGUAGCAUAGAUGAGGUGCAUGUGUUGCGUAGACGUUGGGAGGAGUAUAUAGUUCAGUUUAGUUCAUCAAAAAGAAAUCCAUUUGCUAAAAAGUGGCAAACUUUCAUUGACUGUUCUCCACCCGAUGAAAGGAUUCCUCUUUGCCAAAAAUGGAAAAUUUUCAUGUCUUCUUUAAAUAUCAGAGAGUGUCUCAAGAUACCAAACUCCAUUUUGAAACCAGCUCACGAGCUUGUUGGACUUUCUCAUACUAGACAUAAAUACAUAGCACCCUUGGAUUCCUCUUUAGUAAAUCCUAGUUUAGUCACUGUUUAUUCCUCAGGUGGUGUGAAACUAAAGAUACGUAGGGGCUUGAUCGUGGACAACAAGUCGUGGACUGGUAAUAAAGGAGAAAGCCCAACAUCAAACACGCCUCACACAUUCACCAAUACUUUCCAAAACGGAAAAAUACGACUCUUUUUGGCGGAUGGCUCCGUAUUUAGGAUUAAGAAAUCGGAGUUUGGUUCGAAUAAGCGUUACGACCUUCACCAAAAAGUAUUGACUGAUAUUAAAACAGGUGUGAUAAAACAAGAUGAAAUGCCACCUCCAAUUUAUAGUGACUCAUCGACGGAUGAAGAGGACAGUGAUUGGGUCGAUAAGUCUGGAGUAAUAAUUACAGAGCCCGAUGAUUGUGAGAUUGAUAAAACUCACAUUUUGCGGAGGCGUUGGGAAAGGUACAUUUUGAUGGUGGGCUCUUCGAAAAGAAACCCUGUCGCCAAAUUGUGGCGAGAUUACUUAGAAAAUUCACCCAAAGAGCGGAAACCAUUGUGUCAGAAAUGGAAGGAUUUCAUGGAUCAAAGAUUAUUUUUCAACAGUUUUAAAGUUCCAGAUCCGGUUUUGCAAGAGGUAGGCCUACACAAAACUUUGGCUACUAGUUCAGGAAGUGAAACAAGCGAGCUGCAUAAACAUUUACAAGCUUCUGAAUCAUUUUCUCCCGAGAUGGACUUGGAAAAACAUAUAAACUCGAGUAGUCUGACUGUAGUUCAUGCUAUGAAUUCAUCUUCUUCACAUGGAGUGGUUAGGAGAGUCAGGACAAAGAAUAAGAAAGAGAAAAGUCCUGAUUAUGUCACUGCCUUUCUGGCUAGUGGGCACAAGGUAAAACUUCAUCAUUCCAUCAUUCGUAAAAACAACGUUUGAUUUGAAUGGUAAGGCUCAGCGCACAGGGUGUGACUGUUUUACAACUGUCGUUGCAGCAACUGUUUUGUGACCUUGGCAAUGUAUUGCAGUGGAGAGGCGCACACGACACAACUGGUUGUAUGCGAUUUCAAAAAACCUUUAAAACCAGUCACAUACAACCGUGGGCCCGACGAUGCAGUUGCGUUUCAGACUUCAGUUGCACGAGACCACGGGGUGUUUUUGUGGUGUUUGGUAGUAUUUUGGUGGUAUUAUGACGGCCGUAUAGUGUUUUUAGUGUUUAUAAUUUCCUAUACCACUAGCUCUAGCUGCUACAAACAGCCUAGUACUAACAUUCUUGCUCAAAUAAGGGUGAACCCAAUGCUCUCUCAGUACCCUUCGCUGUCUGACGUAGUAAGCGCACUUAAGGCCUUAAUACAACGUAACUGCACUUAAAUUCACACUCCACUGAUUGCACAAUAGACGCAACUGUAGUUGUAAAAAAACAGUCACACCUUGUGCGCUGAGCCUAAGACUGCAGUAUUUGAAAAAGACCAUUAUGAUUCUUUGUAUUGUUAAAUUCAAAUUGUUAUGAAUCAAGUGUACAACCCUUUUAGGGUUUUCUAAUCCAUUCAUUGAAAGUAAUUGAUUUUGUGUAGUUUAAAAGAAAGCUAUUGGUUGUAUCAUGACUUUUGGAUACGGAAAUAUGUAUAUCUAUAAUCAUCAUUUCACCCAAUGAAUUAAACAGGUGAAAACUAAGUCUUCAGAACCAUUUGUGUUGUCAUUUAUGCACACGUUAAUAAAUACCACAAAAAGUUGGAACAUAUUCAUGUUUUGUUUUUCGUGUUGUUGGCAGGGUUAUCACUGGGCCCCCAGUAAAAGACUGAUGUUAAUUUACACAUGUCUAGUACAGUUUAGCCCUGGUAGUUUCUUGCAGCCCUUGUUAAAUGUUUGUAUCAUAUCCAAUAUAAAUAUAUUCUAUGAUUUAUAGCCUGUUGUGUUCUAAUUAGGAUCUAAAUAUAACUGGCCAAGGUGUUGAAUCACAUUAUGUUGCUGAAUUCUUACUUUGUCUCCCAUAGCAAUCAAUUUAUACCCAAACCCUAAAACGGUAUUUGGUAUCACCAUCUGACUUCCACCACUCAAAUCCUCUGCAUCGUAUUCCUCAACUCAUCAAUUUCAUGUUUAACUAAGGUGAGGUAGGGCAAAUAUGAUAAGAAAUCUGAAACUUCAGUAAAUAGCUCUUUUCAGUAUUAACUUAACUUAUAAAAAAUCUUAAAAUUUUUUUAGUGUGGUUUUAACACUAAUGCCGAAACCCUACCUAGGCUGACGUUAACCGAAACCCCCGGUCUGUGAGAUCCCAUUUAAAAAUAAUGGAACCCGCUUAGAAACACACAAACCGAAACCCUCGGCCUGUGAGACCCUGCUUUAAAAUACACUAAAGCUGGGCUUCUGAGACGGACAUGUUAUGAACAGACAACCUGUCAAGGUCACGGCACCCAUGCAAAAUGAACAAACAAUAUAUCAAUUGGUAGGGAAGGUAAUGGGGGAAUGGUAUCUCCCAAAUAAACAGUGUUGCCAACAUGCGUUUUUGAAAAUUCCCGUGGGCCUGUCAGACCGGGGUUUCGAUAUUAGUGUUAAAAGGGUUUAUGAUUAAAUAAUAGUAAAUGAAUAACCUGUUCAAGAAAAAAAAAUAAAAAUAGAUGUUAAUCGAGCUCUGGCUUUAUCUCACUUUACUUCUUCUCCUCACCUUUUCUUUGUACAUUCAUCCAAGUUUCUUACAUAAAGAUCUUCCCAAAUUUGUUUUAUUGGAGCUUAUCUCCCCCCUUUUUAUCAUAUGGAUUGGACAUCCAUCUCAAAAGUCAUAUUUUUGCAUCAGCAACUACGGCUGGUGCUUCUAACUGAUCCCUUAGUGUAAUGCUUCAUUUAAAAUAUUUUAAUGCUAAUGAUUACUUUUUAAAUAAAGUAAUAUUUCAUCACUCAUAUACUAAAAACUAUCUAAAGCUAAACCAGAACCAUGCUCUGAAUCACAAAAAAUGGAAUAGGCAGCCUGGUUUCUAAAAUAACAGUCGAAUUAACAAUUUUUGAAAUUUUCCUACAGUUAAAUUAUUAGAAAAGCGUACAAACUUUCUAGAGUUUUGUGGAUUGUCUAUCUGCAAUUCUUUUCUCAUUCUCCCCUCCCCCCCCCCUCCGUUACUGUUAUCCAUUUCACCACAGCGCAAGCUACCGGCUAAAAUUGUGAUAACAACAGGGGUGUAUAAUUUUCCCACUAUAAAUUUCCUUCCAUGACUAUUAGUUAAUAGUUUUGUAAGUUUUAUUUCUUUUUAUAGUUACGUUUACCAAAAUUUAUUUUUUAAAUUUUUUAUUUUAAAUCUCAGAGAGAUCCAACCAAUUCAACCAUUGUUUAAAUAGUUAGGAGUUUUUAUGAUGCUUUGUAUUUUUCAAUAUCAAUUGGUCAACAUUUUGUUUCACGAAUUUGAUAUUUAAUAAGGAAUUAUAAUUUUGUUUAAACUAUGUUGAAUUAUAUAUUGUUGAAUUUAUAUGGAUCCAGUUAAUUUAAUACGGACAUUAUGUGAAUUAACAUUGUUAUUUAUGCAAUCCAUUUCACAGAACACAAAUAGCCUAAAAUUUUUUUAAACUUAAAUGUUUUGUAAUAGUUAAAUUUUUGCACAAAACUUGUAUCAGAUUUCUAUACACUUUACUCCUUUGACAUUAUUACCUAAUUGCAAAAUAUUAUACUUAUUUUUAUUUGUUUACGUUUUACUGUGGAUU
Molecule: messenger RNA, 10736 nt
Organism: Macrosteles quadrilineatus (aster leafhopper)
Lineage: Eukaryota; Metazoa; Arthropoda; Insecta; Hemiptera; Cicadellidae
Product: NF-kappa-B-repressing factor-like
Exons: 7
Coding region: 258-7991 (2577 amino acids)
Molecular function (GO): nucleic acid binding
Source: RefSeq, a predicted model, not a curated record